UUAAGUUCUCUGAUGGUGUAGUACCUGAUUCAGAACAUGUCGAUACAGCUGGAGAGAUGGGGGCUCCUAAGAAUGUUUUCAAUGCGGAGAGCCAAGCCAAUGAGAGAAUGGUUCCUGAGAUUCUAUUUGGAACAUCAAACUAUGGUAUCCCAGCGACUCUAGAUGUAGAGGAGGACUGUGUGGUGUCAGCCAUCAGGGUAGAGUCCAGGUUUUCAGAUGAAGAUGACAGUUUAGGUUAUGAGCUAAAUGGUACAUCAGAUCAUAAGUUUGUUCCAGAGCCAGGUUUUCCGGCAGUGCCCAAGACUCCCCCACACAGCACAGGAGUUCUUCCAUCACAGAGAAACUUGGAUGAUUUUGAUGAUGAUGAUGAAGAAGGGAUUGGUGAUGAAGAUGCACCUGCAGACUACUGGAGUGAUGAGGAAAAGCUUAUUGCUGAUGAUGAAGAUAUCAGAGAAACUUUAGAUCAUACCUCAACUCUUGGGGAGCCGAAAAACACAAGCACAGUUUCUCAUGGUGAAACGCAUAGGCCAAGAUCUUCAGACGAUUCCUUUGAUUCCAAAGAUGAUGAUGACAUUGCUAAACCAAAGGUAGAUAAAUGCAAAUCCUCAUGGUAUUCCCAUUCAGAUGAAAAUGACAAAGACGAUGGCCCCUCAUCCACUAAAGAUGAUUAUGAUGAGCUAAAUGAGGAUUGCGUUCAAUCAAAGGUGGAUAAAUGCAACUCCUCAUGGGAUUCCCCAUCAGAUGAAAAUGAUAAAGUCGAUGGUGCUUCAACAACUAAAGAAGAUGAGACAAUUGAUGAGAUUUCCCAUCUUGAAGGAGAAGAUCUAAGAUCAGAUUUCCAACUAGAACCAUCAACCUCCCCCGUGCAAAGCAUAUCACCAAAGUCCUGGAAUUCUUCAUCAGAUGACAAUGUCAAAAAAGGUGCCUCACCCAUUAGAGAUGGAUGUUUAGAGGUUCAUGUUUCAGUAGAGGCUGGUAAGUUGUCACCAAGCCUGAGUGUCGCAGCACCAAGAAUCCGGGCCGAGGACCAACAGUGUUCUGAUGAUUCAUGGGAAGACGACGAUGUGGUAGAUGAAGGUGAGGAGAUGCCAAAAGACGAUGCCUCUCCUGCAGAGUCUCCAGAACCAGGAGAGAAAAAGGCUGCCAUUAAAGAAUCAUUUGAUGAUAAUUUACCAGGAAUUGGUGAACAAGUUGAGGAUAAAAAUAUGUAUGAUGAUGAUGGUUCGGAUGAUGAUUACUAUGUGAAUAGGGAUGUAGCGGCUACAGGGUCUCCUGAACCUGAAGAAGCCAUUUCUCCCAUUCAACACAAGACAGAUGAGAACUCUCCUCGUAACUGGACAAGCCCUCCAUGGUCCCCCAGAAGAGAGAUAAAGGACAUGGACAAUUUGGGGAGAGGGCCUUCAACUCCAAGAGAUUUGCUAUCACUAAUAUCCAGGCCUCCGAGUGCAAAUGAGCAGAGGUUGACAUCAAGAGACUUGGUAUCACCAAUAUCAAGGCCUACGAGUAAAGUAUCUAGGCCUGCAAUUACAAAUGAGCGGAGGUUGACACCAAGAGAUUCACGAUCACCUAUAGCCAGGCCUGAGAGUACAGAUGAGCAGAAGUUGAAGCCAAGAGACUCGCGAUCACCAAUAUCCUGGUCUACGAGUGCAUUAUCCAGACCUACUACUGCAAACGAGGAGAUGUUAAGUAAAGGGGCUGAUGAACUGGAUCUCUCUCAACCCCAAAAGGAUGUUGAGUCAGAUGAGUCAGUUCCUGUGUCAAUGAUUGAUGAUUGGCAGGAUGAAAAAGAGAUAGCAGACGACAAGGGACAGGAUAAUGCCAUGAGUGACAAAGAGAGAAGCGAAGACACUGACAGCCAAUACCAAAAACUGCAAUACGAUUUUGCCGGUGGUACUAUUAAAGUUCCUGAUGAGGGAAACGAUUUUGAUAACACACAAGGAAUUCUAGGAGAAGAGGACAUUGAGAGCAUUGUUGAGAGCUACGAUGUGAAAUCAGGUAGACUUCCAGUGACACCAAUAAAACAUAGUCUUGAGACUCGUAAAAUGUUUGGAAAUACUUCAAGUGAAGACGAGGCUGCCUCAGACCUUGAUUCCGAGGAUGACCCAACGCCUGAUGCCAUGAAUGCUGCUCACACUCCAAUAGAGGAUAUAGAUCAAAUCUCUGACGAACAAGGUGGACUUGACCAGGAGACUACUGACCAGAAUGACCCUGGUGAAACUCAUGAGGCCAACCCUGAGAAGGAUGACGUCGAGCUACAGAGUACCCACAGCAAAGACCGUAGUUAUGUCGCUGCUGUUCAGCAGCAUGAGUCUGACAUGAGCGAUGGAUUUUCAGAUCAAGAGGAAGAAUUGCCUCAAACAGACAUUGAUGAUGUCGAUGUUGAUUCACCCUUCGAGGAUGAGCCAGAGUACGUUGAAAGUGAAACAGAGGUUAGAGACAAUGAAGACCCAGUCAAAGGCAUCAAUCUGCCUAUCAAAUGGGAAAAAGAUUCCACUGAGGAUGAAGACGAUUAUGAUGAAGACAGAGGUGGUGAUGAAGAAGAUGAGGAAGAGAAAAGCUUUGAGGAGAUGGGAAAGACAAAAUAUCAGAUAGAAGAGGAGAAAGACGAUUCCCUUGUUGAUGAUUCACCAGUCCCUGGAGGUGAAGACCCCUCCAAAGAAAAACAAAGAGAUUUCCUUUCUGAGUUGGGUCUGGAGAAGGGAGAUGAUGAGGAAGACUCAUGGGACACUGAGUCUGGCUCUGUCAGUCCCAGAAAACAGCAUGGCCGAGAUCCUGCGAAGGUGCCACAUGUUUCCAUUAUUUCAGGGGAGAACAAAGAAGUUUUAAGAAAUUAUGAUAAUGAUGCCGACAAUGUCCCAGAAAAGCCAGAGAAAAUCAAAAGGGAAACUCUGUCCAUCUUGACCAAGCUUGAACUGUCCAAAAAAGAUGCUGACAAAAAGACUGACAUAAUGGAGGAGCUUGGGUUGGGUGAUGUUGAUGAUCUUGAAGAUGCCUCUGAUUGGGACACGGCCAGCACCGCCAGCAGGAGAACCCUCCCCGGCCACGGAUUGCCUUCCCUCGGUGGCGAGGAGCUGAGGGAGGAGGCCUCUUCCCGAUCCCCCGUCCCUCUACCGGCUGUCCAGGAGCAGGAGCCAGAUGCCGAUAUAGCAGUAAUAGCGGAGAGGAGCGGUCCUGAGGAGAAGACACACUUUCUUUCGGAGAGACCCCUCCCAUUGGCCAGCCCGCGCUCCCUUACCCCUCAAACCCUACCCCAGCCUUGUGCUCGGAAGAUGCAGCCCCAGAGAACAGAGUACUUUGGUUGGGAUUCUGACCAAGUGAAUACCUCUACCCCCAGCCCAGUCAGGACUGGGAAGCAACUACCAAACUUAACAGAGACCGUCACAGUGUUGAAACCUAAUAACCCUGUGCGUGAGCCCUCGCCAGUGAAGCAAGAGAGUGAAAGCAGUCCAGAGCCCGAGGAGCAGGCACAAGAGGUGGGCGAAGACAAGACAAAGGCCAACAUGGAGUUGCUGCAAAAAUCAAGUGCCUCACGGGUUGCUGGAGGAUCAAUGAGCAGACGGUGUGAACUAGACCAAGAAGAAGAAGAGGAGAAACCCGAGACCAGUUUAGGACACCCUAAAGUGUCACGCAGUGGAAAUGGAGCAACAGAAAGUGAACAUCAGCUCAGAGCAACAGACCGUAUUACCCAAAGACACUGGUCCAAAAGUCCAAAGAGGGCCCUGGAGGACCAACUACAUCAUCAGCAGCAGAAGGAGGAGGAGGGGAGAGCUGUAUCUAACGAGGCCACCUUACAGUUACCCUUUCUGGGGGGAGCCAGGCAUGGCCGAGCCCCCCAGGCAGCUAACCAUGUUAACGCAGGAGACCCCAUCUCAGUGUUUGACGAUAGUACUUUAAGUGAAGUGUCGGACGAUGAUGGAAGGUCUCUAUCUGCAUGGCAUCAGAAAGACAAGACCGCUGGCGAGAUGGAGAUGGCGGAGGACUUUGAUGAGCUCACACAGUCAUCAGACACGGCCACAUCUGACCUCGAAGACCCCACCUCUGGCUACCGUCACGCCUCUUUUCUCAUCAAACAGCUCGACUCUGCCACUUUAGACUCUGUGAGCAUCGUGAAGCUCCAGAACAUGUUCCACGAAUAUGAGCGCACCAUCCAGAAGGAGCGGGACCGCCAUGGGCACCUGUCUGACAAGGUGAGCCAGCUGGAGGUCAAGCAGCGCGAGCUGACGGCCUCACUGGAGGAAAGCCAGGACAGCAAGCAGGCCCUGGAUCACCGGCAGCUUGAGCUGGACACAGACCUCAACAACUUUAAGUUCCAGCUGAAGCAGGAGCAGGAGAAGCACCGGAACGCCUCCAUGCUGUAUGACAAGAACCGGGAGAUGCUGCGGAGGAAGGAGGAGGAGCUCCGGGCCGAGGCAGAGGAGAAACACAAGGUGGAACUGGCCAUGAGGAACCUGGAGCUGGAGAUGAGGGCCAUUAUUAACAACAUGAAACAGUCGGAGGAGGACCAUAGCGAGACCCAGAGGCUGCUGUCCCAGGAGCGAGUUGCCCGAGCUUUGUCGGAGACCCUCCUCAACAAUCACCUCCGCAAGCAGCAGGAGAUCGAGGAGGAGAACAGGAGGACCAUCAGUAAGAGCAACGAGGCCCUGUCCCAGUUGACGGAGGCCACCGACCGAGAGAGGGGGCUGCUGCAGCAGAGCUCUGUGCUCCAGGACGAGCUGAGCUCCCUGAGAGCUGAGCUGGAGCGCUCCUGCUCCCACAGUCGCCAGGAGGAGUCCCGCCGCUCCGAGGAGAGCGAGGCGUUGAGGGAGCGCCUCGAGGACGCCCGGCGCGACCUCAAACUCAACGAGGAGGCGCUGGCCCAGACAGUCUACCAGUACACCAGCCAGGUGACCACCGUCAAGGCCGAGCUGGCUGUGGCUUCCACACGGCUGGAGCACGAGCGCCAGGCGAGGGAGCAGCUGGAAGCCGAAGGUGAGUCAGCGAGGACGCGGCUGACUGGCGCUCUUCAGGAGGUAGAGCGAUGCCAGGUGGCACGUGCUGACGCCGAAAGGGCUCUUCGUCGCGAGCGCGAGGGGCACCAGCGUGCCCAGGACAAGCUUACUGGCGAGGCGGCGAACAAACGCGAGGCGGUGGGCGGGCUGUCGCAGAAACUCGCUAAGACAGAGUCACGUGCAAACGGCCUCGAAAAUGAGGUGCACCGCGUCACAAUGUCGCUUGCCGAGAUGGAGCAUGUGGUCGCCACGCUGCAGAGGGAGAAGGAGCAAAUAGGAGGCCGAGUGAAGGAGCUUGAGGCAGCUCUACAGACGGAGAGGGAGCAGGCUGGGAGAGUGUGCGCCCGGCAGGAGACGCUGCAGGAGAGGCUGGCGGCGGCACAGAGCGAUGCCAUGCUGCUGAGGCAACAGCUGGAGGAGGCCCAGAACAAAGGGAUGGUGAAGGAGAAGGCGGUGACGGACGCCCAGGAGCGCUUUGGCGACCUGCUGGCUAAGCUGCGCUCGGACGGGGAGGAGCGUGUGCAGCUGGUAGAGGAGAGGAGCAAUGAGCUGGCCACCAAGGCUGCCGACCUCCGCGACCAGGUCUACAAGCUGGAGGAGGAGAAGAACGACAGAGAGACUGGUUUGAGGCAGCUGCAGCAAGAACUCGCCGACUCACUGAAGAAGCUGUCAAUGAGCGAGGCUUCCCUGGAGGUGAACACACGCUACCGCAAUGACCUGGAGGAGGAGAAGGCACGACUGCUCAAGGACAUGGACCGCCUUAAGGGGAAGCUGGAGGAGAGCGAGGACCAGUACGUUCAGGCGGAGCGGCGCAUCAAUGCUCUGAAGAGCAGUCUGGAUGAGAAGGAGCGAGAGGUGGUCGCCGCCUCUCAGAAACUGCAGGAGGUGCUGUCUGCCUUUGCAGGCUCAGACACCACCAUUAAACAGCUGGAGGAGGCAGUGCAGAGAUUGGAGAUUGAGAAUGCUAGGCUGGAGGCAGCAGCAAAGCAGCAGACCAACAAGAUCGAGGCACUGCAGAAAGGAGUCCAAGACUCUGCCAUGGUCAGGAACCGUCUGGAGGACUUGGUGACUGGCCUGCAGUGCAGCAAGAUGACCCUGGAGGACCAGCUCAGUCAGGAGGUGCAGAAGCAAAGCAUGCUGUCCCAUAACGCCCAGGACUCCCAUGCGCUGUGGGAGGAGGAGCUGAAGAGCCGCUCCAAGCUGGGUCUGCGUCUGGCUGAGCUGGAGAAGGAGAAAGGAGAGCUCGGUAGCCAGAUGGAGUUAGAGAAGAAGAAGGCCAAGAAGAUAGCGGAACAGAAAAAGUCUGUGGACACCAGACUGGACCAGGAGAUGAAGAGAAACACAGAGCUACAGAAAGAAAUGUACAGGUUGCGGACACUGGUAAAGACGGCUAAGAAGAAGCUGCGGGAGCAGGACGGUGCCGGGGCUGAGUUUGGAUCGCCCAUGAGCAGCAUGAGAGGGGAGAUGGGCCACAGACAGGCUGAGGCUGACAUCGGCAGGAUGAAGAACAAGGUGGAUGACCUGUCGGUGCAGCUGGAGAAGGAGGUGUCUCGCUGCUGCCAGCUGGAUAGGGUCAACGGAGAGCUCAAGGAGCAACUAGCCUCCUUGAAGGGCCUGGGCCGCAGCAACGAGCGUCUCGAGCGUAGCAAGAGGCACCUGGAGGAGGAGUUGUUGGGCCUGCGGCGGCAGGUGGAGGCGGGGGUGAUGGACCAGACCCUGGUGGAUCAGUACCGACGAGACGCAGAGGAGAGGGCCCGCCAGGAGAUCAGACAGAAACUGGAGGAGGUCAACCUCUUCCUACAGACCCAGGCGGCGUCCCAGGAGGCGUUGGAGCAGAUCAAGGCGGCAAACGAGGCCAGCUUGCGCUCCACGCUGGAACAGCGUAUUCGGGAGCUGGAGGGCGAGCUGGGCAGAGCGCACUCCACACAGCACGACAGCAUGAGCCUGCGAGACUCCACCCGUACAGAGCUGGAUCGCUACCGGGAGCUCUACACUGAGGAGCUGCGUCUCCGCAAGGCCCUGGCUGCCAAACUAGAGAGGUCCAAUGAGCGGCUGGCGGAGGCCAACACCAAGCUGAUGAGCGAGCGCCACCGCAGCAAGUCCCUGAUAGCCAGCAGCAUUGUCAACGGCAGCCUGGGCGGGCCUCUGGACAUGAGCUCCCUGGGGUCGGUGGGGGCCUACGGGGCAACGCUGGGUCCCCUCAACAGGAGCCUGGGAGGGCCUCUCCUCAGCCCCCUGGGGGAUGGGGGUCAGAGCAGCAGGGUGGAGGCUUACCUGGCAAAGAUGCAGAAUGAAUUGGAGAGAAACAUAUCAAAGGAGUUGGACCAUGCGACAGCAGAGCUUGAGGGCUCUGCCCGGAUGUCUCCGGUGGGCUCUGCCUCGGGCUCCCCUACUAGCCUGGGUUGGGGUCUCAGUGUGGUGGAGGACCCGGUCAGCAGGGCCACACAGCAGUACCUGGAGGUGCUCAAGAAAAACUAUAUGAUUUGACCAGGCAGCAUUGGGCUUCCCAAAGGGAGCCACAACUGUCCACUUUACCAUGACCUGGGUGGUGUUUAUUAGGGCACUCGGUGGGAAACGUUUUGCAAUGGAAGGCAAAAUUAUGUUUUUAAGUCCAGUUAUUCCUUCCGUUUCAGUCUGUUUUCUCCCGUUUGGUGCUCUAAUGAACAUCACCCUGGGCCUCAUCAAUGCAUGCUUAUAUAAAAAGAACAUGCACAUUGAGAAAAACACUAAAGGCCAAAGCCACUCCACUAUAACACAUUCCCCCCCAAAAAAUGUUUACUCUUUAUUCUACGUCUUUUAAGAAAGGAAACAGACGUGAUGCACAUUGCACUUACAGUGCAUUCAAAGUAUUCCGACCCCUUGACUUUUUCCACAUUUUGGCUUAUUCUAAAAUGGAU
This is a messenger RNA of Salvelinus sp. IW2-2015, 7885 nucleotides long. NCBI's taxonomy places the organism in Eukaryota, Metazoa, Chordata, Actinopteri, Salmoniformes, Salmonidae. The record is from RefSeq and is a predicted model, not a curated record.